GCCCGAUAGCUCCACAAACAAACAUCAGCUUAUUAACGAGAUGUGUAGGUGCAAUCAUGCCUCUGUCUCUAAUACCUCUGCCUCAGUUUGGUCCGGUCAAUUUCCGCAAGUGCUUCGUCCCAGCCAUACACCAAUAUGAGUGGAGCCACUAUUCUGCCUCAGGCAAACAACUCUUCCGAUCAAGUCAGAACGACUGCGACCCAUCACCGAUUAAGUACAUAUCUCGAAGAGUCUUUGUGCCUAGCUUCCCGGCUUCUCGAGCUGGAGCUUUUUCUCCUUGCACUUGCCAUCGGAAUCCAGGACGCUAUCUCCUUCCCGGACUUUCAUUGCUUUGCCUCGAAUCAGACCGGCAACACAGUCCUAUUCGCGGUGGGCGUCUUACUCGAUGAUCCUAGCGGCGGCGAGCCCCCCAUGUUUGCAAUAUCCACGCUCGCAGUCUCGCUAUCUUUCUUCAUCAUCGGCGUCUUCGUCACUGGCCAAAUUGCAAAUCGGCUCGCUAUCAGCCAAACACGCGGUUGGCUCUUCUUCUCCGGAUUAGGUCAGACAGUACUGGUCAUCAUCGCUGGCGCACUCCAGUUGCGGUAUUCCGAACUCGUCGGUCCAAACACUAAACUCGGUCGCAUCAUUAUUGGGCUUCUGGCAUUCUCGUCGGGCUCACAGGUGGCCGUUGUGCGAGGACUUAAGAUUACGGACAUUACGACCGCCAUGGCGACAGCGGCUUACAUUGACAUUUUCAUCGACCCGAGGUUGUUUGCGGGUUUUACUGAGAACCGGGGCAGGAACAGGAGGGUGGUUUUCUUGCUUAUGCUCGUAUUGGGGAGCUUUGUGGGCGCAGGAAUAGGUAAGGCAGCGAACCUCGGUGUAGGUGUGCUGGUAUCUGGAGGCAUUAAGACCGUUGUCAGUGUGAUGUUCUUGUUCAAUAGUAAGGAGGAUAACGAGGAAGAGAAGUAGCGAUGCAAUCUGGCAUGUUGAGUAUAGCAAACUCACCCUUCUACGUAUGCAUGUACGAUUUUAGCGACC
This is a messenger RNA of Paraphaeosphaeria sporulosa, 1020 nucleotides long. RefSeq lists its product as uncharacterized. The coding region runs from base 136 to 951 and encodes 271 amino acids. NCBI's taxonomy places the organism in Eukaryota, Fungi, Ascomycota, Dothideomycetes, Pleosporales, Didymosphaeriaceae. The record is from RefSeq and is a predicted model, not a curated record. The transcript has a single exon.